AUGUCAAUAACCCUGCCUGCCAGAUUUGACUCACUACCAAAAUUAUGCAAAGAGAUUCUCCGUGAAUUCUCCAUCAGGAUCCUGAGGCAUUCAGCUGAGGGCAAAAAAAUUUCAAGUGCAUCACAACCCAGACCUGUGGAAGCUCAGUACCAGGAUGAAUUCUACAGGGGAUUCACCCAUGUAGCAGGGCAAGGUGUGCCGAUAUCCAGUGAAUGGUCAAGGACCAAGGACGGUCGAGUGGAUUUCUAUAUCCCAGAAAAAAAAUGGGCGAUUGAAUUAUUGAGAAAUCAUUAUAAAGUUGAUGAACAUAUCUCUCGAUUCAAGGAGGGUGGCAAAUAUCAUCCCUGGCUGAAGGAGAAUAUUAUCAAGGAUUGGAUCAUAAUCGACUGUGCGACUUCUUUACCAACCAAAGAGUUCUCUGAGCCUAGGCUAUGGCAUGCUGUAUUCAUCAAUGAUUAUUCUGAAUUGCAGCUGUAUAACUAUCAGAAAGUUCUUAUGAUGUCUGUGCAUCUAAGGAAUUGA
Molecule: messenger RNA, 522 nt
Organism: Aspergillus chevalieri
Lineage: Eukaryota; Fungi; Ascomycota; Eurotiomycetes; Eurotiales; Aspergillaceae
Exons: 2
Coding region: 1-522 (173 amino acids)
Source: RefSeq, a predicted model, not a curated record